This is a messenger RNA of Protobothrops mucrosquamatus (brown spotted pit viper), 1813 nucleotides long. It is a transcript of the gene CBY1, whose product is annotated as chibby family member 1, beta catenin antagonist. The record is from RefSeq and is a predicted model, not a curated record. Gene Ontology annotation, biological process: negative regulation of Wnt signaling pathway. The transcript is spliced from 4 exons. NCBI's taxonomy places the organism in Eukaryota, Metazoa, Chordata, Lepidosauria, Squamata, Viperidae. Bases 20 to 400 code for a protein of 126 amino acids. Gene Ontology annotation, cellular component: nucleus.
AUAAGAGGAAUUUAGAAGGAUGCCACUUUUUGGAAACACAUUCAGUCCAAAGAAAACCCCACCCAGAAAAUCAGCCUCACUUUCCAACCUCCAUUCGCUGGACAGAUCUACCCGUGAAAUUGAGUUGGGCUUAGAAUAUGGAACUCCUGUUAUGACACUCACUGGACAGAGUCUGAAGUUUGAGAAUGGCCAGUGGAUAACUGAAUCAUUUGGAAGCAAUGGGGAUCGCAGGGAGACACAGCGUCUUCGCAAACGGAAUCAGCAACUAGAAGAAGAGAACAAUCUUCUUCGGCUGAAAGUGGAUCUUUUGUUGGAUAUGCUCUCUGAGACAACUGCUGAAUCCCACCUCAUGGAGAAGGAAUUAGAAGAACUGAAAAAUUACAGCCGAAGGAGAAAGUGAAUUAUAAAUUGGCAAUCACUAAGAGACAGAGGGAGGAAAUAACGGGCAAAUACGAUUUAAAGCAAUGAUAUUCAUCACUUGUAAAGUCACAUCUGCCUUGGAAGAUUUUGCUAUUCUGGACUCUUUAUAGUCAGGGCAACUAAGAUAUAGUAAGUUCCAGUGCUGUGAGGAAGCUAGUAUCUACUUUUUUUCUUUGUGAAACUUCUAUCCAAGUGCUCUUAAUAUUCAUUAUAUUAUUAACAGAUGAUUAAGUAUAGAUAACAUGUAUGUCACCAUCCCAAGAAGAUAGCAACCAUUCUGAAAGAUCAGGUGAGAAGAUAUGAACAUUCCUUGCAAUAUAUCUCAGGAUAUUUACUGAUAAUGAAAUGUCAAUUUAUUAAGCUAGAAUAUUUAUAUAUGCGGCAUGCACUCAGUUUCUUCAGCUUAUGUGAAUUAUAAAACAAGCUAGAAAGCUGAAUUUACUCAUAAUUCAUAAGACUGAAAACAUGGUAAGUUGCUUCUAAACAAGGCAGAACUGAAAGUCAACUUUAGAUUAUAAAUGCUGUCUUAAUGAAAGGGAUUGUGUGUGAACUACCAUAGCAACGUAGCCUCUUUUUGCUUCAUACAAAUAGAGGAACUGGUUGCCUGGACUCAUGUUGGGUCUAAAAUAAGCCAUUGUCUUUCUUUAAUCUACUUUAGGUUCAUUAUCCAUGUAUGCCUUGGCAUCUAGGAGUCUAAUGUUUAGAUUGCAGAAUACCUCUGGAUUGUAGUUUCUGCCAAUGAUUUGGUAUAUGGCAGACAAAAUAGAUAGCACACCAUAUCUUUUCAUGUAGUUCCUGUGUUACAGGAGGUAUCACAAAUACCUCUGCACUUUCCCUGAACAUAUAUACAAAGCCACCAGUGAGAUAAUGUUUAAAUCUAUGACAUCAGAAAAAGGACACAUCUUGAACCUUAAAAGCUAAAAAAUUUGUUGUGGCAUCUGUUUUAAUAGAUUAGUCACUUGCUCACAGAUAGUUAAAUGACAUAACACAUUCAUCUCAAAAAUGGCCUAUUUAUUCUAUAAUUCAUCAAAAUUAGUUAAGGUUGCCUUAUAACUACAAUAAUUUACCUGUAAAUUGCAAGAACAACUUUUUAUAUAUAUCUUCGAUUUUCUUCGAUCUUCACACAGAAUAGUCAAUUCUUAUUUUUGAUUCUUAAUUCAUCACAUAAAUACUUUUUAAAAUUAUUUUUAUUUUUUAAUUAACAAAGAACAAAAAUGAUAGUGAUAUAUACAUCUUCAAAAAGAAAAAAAAUCACAAAAUGCCGUAACAAAAAAUUACAACAAAUGUCAUACAAUCAUAUACUUGUCUAAUACAAAUAUUUAAGAUGUAUAUAUUUCUGAUAAAAUUUAUAUGACUUUUAACCAACUGUAUUCUGUAUAAAUGAGUCCCAAUG